Molecule: messenger RNA, 8617 nt
Organism: Photinus pyralis (common eastern firefly)
Lineage: Eukaryota; Metazoa; Arthropoda; Insecta; Coleoptera; Lampyridae
Gene: Ziz
Product: dedicator of cytokinesis protein 9
Exons: 16
Coding region: 309-6638 (2109 amino acids)
Biological process (GO): positive regulation of GTPase activity; small GTPase-mediated signal transduction
Molecular function (GO): guanyl-nucleotide exchange factor activity
Source: RefSeq, a predicted model, not a curated record
UUUAAUUGCAACUGAAGUUUCUUCGCGUGCGUGCGCAUUGUAAGGAGAUUGUGGACUUUUUAGCCAUUAAUUAAAUUAAGACUACAUCAUUGAAUAAAAACCACUAUUCAAUUGACUACAUUAACGAUGGCGAUUGCGUAAAUAUAAAAAAGUUGUACAGAUUUUGUAACUUUCAUUUUUGGAUGUUGCCGCCCUUCAAUCACAUCUGUUUACUUAUUGGUUAAUGGUUAAUUUAUUAUCAAUGAAAAUGUAAAAAGCGAUGUUAUGUUCACUGGAGGAAAAAUGUAUAAAGUACAAAAGCCAAUAUAAUGAGUGAGAGAAAGUUUACAAAAAGCGUUGGAAAACCGGGUACAGCGGCACAACUAAGAGAAACUGUAUCUCAAGUGGUUAAAGAAAGCACCGUACAAAAUAAACCUCAAUUAGUGGAGCCCUUGGAUUUUGAAAAUUUUAUACUUAAAAAUAGAACCUUUUUACAAAAUGACCCUCAACGGGAACUUCUUAUUUAUCCUUCUGAUGAUAUAUCUCAAAUUGUGUUACCUCGUCGGUACAGAACAACAUCUGCGAUCGUACCACCUAGUCACGAGAUAGAAAAUUGCAAUUUGUUUACUAGACAGUGCAUAAACACCUACUCGAGUAACUGGAAUCUCAUCCAUUAUAAGUAUUGUGUAUAUUCGAAUAGUUACGCAGAAUUGCCGAAAUUACAAAAUUAUGAUCUUAAAGAGGAAACUUACGAAAUUGAUAUUGACACGGAAGCAUUUGAAGAUGUUAAAAUGCCAAUGGAUGGAAUAACGAAAGAAGGGUAUUUAUUGAAAGGCCCAGAGAUCGGUAACGAUAGAAUGUUCUCGAAUAUUGGAUCAAAAAGUUUUAAAAGACGUUAUUGCUAUUUACGUCAGGAGGUAGAUGGUACAUACAUAUUGGAACUUUUCAAAGACGAGAGGAAAGGGGAUGCAAAGGUGACCAUUGUUAUGGACUUUUGUACUAGCGUGGUGAAGAAUCUCAAACGAGGCAGAUUUUGCUUUGAACUGCGUAUGACGGCGGGGCAUAAAUCAUAUGUACUAGCCUCCGAUACGGAGAAAGAGUUUAUGGACUGGUUAACGAAACUAAAUUCUGUUAUACAACAAAACAAACUUCAAGAAGAGAAACGAGCUGCUUCUUUGGAAAGGGAUCGGAGUACACCUCCACCAUCUCCACAGUCGCAGUAUGGCACCCUCAAAGGUUUGGAGCAAAGUAUGAAUCCACAAUUAAUGAAGUAUGCCAGAGAGACAGAUAUGAGUAUAGCACAUACGAGACGUGAGAAUCGUUUGAAGCUAUUUAAUCUCUAUCCCGUGACAUGUGCCAAUUUUAAAACGCCAUCUAUAGUUUCCUCGGAGCAAGUUGAGCCUUAUAGAGAAUUAUUUGGUCAUAGAAUUGUAGUAAGGUGUGAGAGUAUAAAUUUUAAAUUACAAGUGCCCAUAGACGAAAAAGAAACUUUGUGCCAGGUCGAACCGUACCAUACAACUUUGUGCCUAUUUGAUGCAAAGACUGGUAGAAAGUUAACCGAAAAUUUUCAUUUCGAUAUUAAUAGUUCUAACGUACAUUCUGUAAUGCCAAACGAAUUAAGUCGACCCACCGAGAAUAGUUCUGAAGACAAUGGUCUCUCUUACCACACCAAAACGGAUAUUCCCACUGGUGUACCGGACGAGUGGAUAAUGUACCCUAAGCAAGCCAUUUUAAGUGUUACGAAUCCUCAUUCGGAUAUCUACGUUGUUAUACGUAUUGAAAAAAUGUUGCAAGGUAGCAUUUGUCAGAGUUCAGAACCCUACAUUCGUGCCAGUAAGGAUCCCAAAUUGGGAGCAAAAGUACAUAAAAGUGUUUUAUCGUCGUGGCAAAGACUGGGUAAAUAUAGAAUGCCGUUUGCAUGGGCUGCAAAACCCUUAUUUAGGUUAUACAGUAAUGAAUUAGAUACAUAUCCAGAAUUUCCGACCAUAUUUAGACAAGAAGGAAAUAAGCUCUCCGAUGAGGAACUAUUGAAAUUUCUAAGCGAAUUUAGGAAACCGGAUAAGAUGAGUAAAUUGACUGUGAUACCUGGAUCUUUAAAGAUUAAAAUAUCUCCUUUAAAUGAGCUUCCGGAAAACUCAUUAACGACAGCCUUCUCACCUUUAAAACAAUUCCCCAUACCUCCCGUAAACGACCCGACAAUAGAAAUAACAGAAUUCGAAGGAUCUUCCGAAAAAGAUGUACAUCCGUACACGUCAUGUGUAAAUCACCUAUACCUAUAUCCUCAAUGUCUUAGUUUUGAUACUCAAAAGGUAUUUACGCGAGCACGAAACAUUGCAUGCAUAGUUGAAUUGCGAGAUUCGGAUCGGCGAGAGGCGAAAGCUUUACCGUGCAUUUACGGACGACCGGGUCAAAAGGCAUUAGUAGCCCAGGCUUCUUGUGCAGUACUACAUCAUAACAGUACUCCAAUGUGGUACGAAGAAGUAAAAGUGAGAUUACCUAUCAAUUUGCAAGCCUCUCACCACUUGUUAUUCACAUUUUACCAUAUUUCUUGUGACGUGUCAAAGAAGCGUGACAACGGGGUGGAACACUGUGUCGGAUACACUUGGAUUCCUCUAUUACAGAAGGGAAAAUUAUGUGUAGACACUCAGUCGAUACCUGUAGCGACCCAUCUUCCUCCCGGAUAUUUGUCGAUACAUCCGUUCGGAUUAGGAAAAGGAAAUGCCGGGCCGGAGAUUGCGUGGAUUGAUAAUCAACGUCCACUUUUUACCGUUAGUUUUAAUUUAGUAUCUACAAUGAAUACAAGGGACCAACAUUUGUAUAACUUAUUUACUCAAGCGGAACGUUUACUCGACCCCACGCUAUCGACACCGCCGAGUGAAAAUGAAACCUGUAAAAUAAUUAAGGCACUACACGCGAUACAUUUAACGACAUUAAUAACAUUUUUACCUACUUUACUAAAUCAGCUGUUCAUGCUUCUUGUUAUCACGAAAAAUGACGAAAUUGGUUUAAAUAUUAUUAGGGUUUUAAUCAAUUUGAUAAAUAUGGUAUGCGAUGCCGGUAGGAAGGAGGUUUUACAAAGUUACGUAAAAUAUGUAUUUAUACAGUCAAAUAGUACAAAGGACAGCACGGUGCACGAGGAAAUUGUUAAACAUUUGCCUACGAUUCUUCAUCCAAACAACACAGAUUUUUUGGUCGUAAAUAAAUUCAUGCACCAUUCGAGCUUCUUUUUUGAUAUUAUUAUUAAGGGAAUGGCGCAAUAUUUACUCACAACCGGACGAAUCAAAAUGCUUAGAAAUGAGAGGUUCUCCGCUCAAUAUUCUCAGCGAAUUGAGGCGAUGCUACAAGUUUUGAUUCCGUAUAUUCUCACAAAGUAUAAGGAUAUGCCUCUUGAAACUCAAGAGCUAAAUCGAGGCUUAGCACAUUUUUUAAAGAAGUGCCUGUCAUUGAUGGAUAGGGGCUUUGUUUUUCGAUUAAUCGGCAUGUACAUGGAGAAAUUCAAUCCUGGCGAUCCGCGAGCGUUACAAGAUCUCAAAUUUGCAUUUCUCGAAGUGAUAUGCUCGCACGAACAUUACAUCUCUUUUAAUCUUCCAAUACAACAUUCGAGAAUAAGUCCGAAAAGCCGCUCUCCCGACUACCUACAAGAAUUUUGCCUUUCCGCCGAAUUUUGUAAACAUCAUUUUAUCGUCUCUUUGCUUUUGUUGGAAAUAAAAACAUCAUUGAACGAAGUCGCGCAUAUACGUAAGAAUGCUUUAGGAAUUUUGAGAGAUCUUAUGGCAAAACAUGAACUAGAUGAGCGGUACGGGCGUAAGGGACAAAUGAGUCGUAUCGCAUUAAUUUAUAUUCCAUGGUUAAGUAUAGUACUUGAGAAUUUAGGUAGAUUGGACGUUAACGAAAAAUCAGAGGAUACAAAUGCCAGUAACGUAGCUAAUAGGAUCUCCUCCAGUAGUUCGUACUUAUUUGGCAAGAGUUCUGCACCAAGUGACACGCCUAGAAGCUAUCGAUUUACACUUCACAUAGAUAAGGAUGGUCCGACGAAUUUAAGAAAUUCCGCAUUUUUUGAUGCUAUAGCAGGACAAUCUGUAGUUAAUGGAAAUAGUUGUAUAAGUUUAGAUUCUGAUUUUUCCGGAGAUGCAAAUUCAAUUACCUCCCAAGAAACCACAAUUGUACGGGAAGCGAGAGAUGAUAGUACCAAGUCAGACUCAUACAAAAACGAAGAGAGCACGAGCCAUCGACGAGGUUUAAGCGUCACUAGUCCUCUUCUGCAGCGCUACGAUAAAUUUCAACAACACGAAGUCAAGGAUGUGCUGCUAUGCUUUCUGUUUAUAGUAAAGUACAUAGGUGACGAUCAGUUAGUGUCUUGGUGGCAACAGUGCAACGAUGGAGACACCGUUAACUUCUUUUCUGUAUUAGAAAUGUCGCUCAACUGUUUCAAAUAUAUUGGAAAAAGAAACGUAAUUGUUGCAAAGUCAUCGACAGGAGACGGUGCUAAGCCUAAACCAUUGAAAGCUCAUACUUUACCUGCACGAAUGAAUCCUCCCGAUUUUAAUGUGGAGAACACAGGUACGUUGGUUACGUACACUACUGUUAAUCGUGAAAAUUUGUUAAACACGGAGAACGAAGUGCAAAAGAAACAGCAAGCGAUUAUGGAGCAACAUUUGGCCAACGAAGUUGGAUUAAUCGUUUUGGACUGCUUGGGACUGUAUGCCGUUCAUUUUCGCAAUAACCUACUUAGCGCCGAGGGUGAUAAUACGAUAAUGAAGAAACUGUGUGACAUUUACCUAACAUUCCUACAAAUUGGCCAAAGCGAAUCGCUAUUUAAACAUGUCUUUGCCGCUAUUCGCGCUUUCAUCAAUAACUAUUCUGUCGUCUUAUUUAAAGGCAACGCAUUAUUGUGCGGUAGAUUGUGUUAUGAGUUGCUGCGAUGCUGCAAUAGUCGGCUAAGUUUAGUACGUCAAGAGUCCUGUGCCAUUCUGUAUCUGUUGAUGCGUAGUAAUUUCGAAUUUACAUGUCGCAAAGGACUCACUCGAGUGCACUUGCAAGUUAUAAUCUCGGUCUCACAAAUGCUAGGCAAUGUGAUUGGUCUAAAUAAUGCAAGAUUUCAGGAAAGCCUCUCACUAAUCAAUAGCUAUGCAGGUAGCGAUAAGGCGAUGAAAGGAACCGGGUUUCCGGGUGAAGUGAAAGAUUUAACUAAACGUAUUCGAACAGUAUUAAUGGCGACGGCUCAAAUGCGAGAGCAUCACCAUGACCCCGAAAUGCUAGUCGAUUUACAGCAUAGCUUGGCAAAUUCGUACGCGUCGACGCCCGAACUACGACACACUUGGCUCGAAACCAUGACAAGGCAUCACGUGCGGGAUGGAAAUUUUUCGGAGGCCGCAUGCUGUCAAUUACAUAUAGCCGCUUUAAUGGCCGAGUAUUUAAAAUUGAAAAAAAUUCAAAAUUGGGGCGCAGAAGCAUUUAGUUCCAUAUCAUCAAAUAUAACAAUCGACGAACGAGGACUUAAACUGGAUGCGGGCGCACAGGACGUGCAGUAUACUGAAUUUCUCCUCGUGGAACAGCUGGAAACUUGCGUGGAGUAUGUCGAAAAAGCAGAACGAUACGAACUUUUAGGAGGUUUAUAUAAAUUGAUUGUUCCGGUAUACGAAAAGAAACGUAAUUACGAUUUGCUAAGACAGAGCUAUCAGAAUUUAGCUCACAAUUACAGCAAAAUUGUUGAAGUGAAUAAAUCGGGAAAGAGAUUACUGGGCCGUUUUUACCGUGUCGGUUUUUAUGGUCAGGCGUAUUUUGAGGAAGACAAUGGGGUGGAGUAUGUGUACAAAGAACCGAAAGUGACCUCUCUUAGUGAAAUAUCGGAACGUUUGGAAAAGCAGUAUUCUGAUAAAUUUGGAGCUGACGUUGUGAAAAUGAUACAGGAUUCUGUGGCCGUUGAAGUGACCGUAUUAGACCCCAAGUACGCAUACAUACAAGUAACUCAUGUGACGCCAUAUUUUGAAAAGCGUGAUUUGGAGGAACGACAGACCGAAUUCGAAUUAAAUCAUGAUAUUUGCCGUUUCAUGUUUGAAACUCCAUUCACAAAGGACGGUAAAAUUCGUGGCAAUCCGGAGGAACAAUGGAAAAGGCGCACCAUUUUAAAUACUCAGUAUUCUUUUCCAUAUGUGAAGAAGAGAAUUCCGAUAUGCUCUAAGGGAAGUAUGGAAUUGAGUCCAAUCGAGGUGGCCAUCGAUGAAAUGCAAACGAGAGUGUCUGAACUUGAGGAUGUUGUCUUCUCAAGUCCCACGGAUAUUAAAAAACUUCAGUUAUUGUUACAGGGUAGCGUUUGCGUACAGGUAAAUGCGGGACCGUUGGUAUACGCCACUGUAUUUCUUGAUCCAUCCCUGAGCAAUAUGUAUGUGGAAGAAAAAGUCGAGGAGCUGAAGGACAUCUAUAGAGAGUUUGUCAAGAUUUGUUAUUCGGCUUUGCAAAUUAAUAACAAAUUGAUACUUCAAGAUCAGCAGGAAUAUCAAGAAGUCUUGCGGCAAAAUUACAAGAAGCUUUGCUCAUCAUUGUCCGUUCUAUUUGGAGAAUCUCUCUGGCCACACGAGGAGAUGGGGAGCUUUAAAAGAAACAGUAUGGCUCUCUUUAGUGCUAUUAGUGGAGCAUCGCACUCCUCCAGUGUAGCAUAAUAAUUAUUGAUAUUAAUCGUUACGUAAUUGUAUUUAAUCAUCUGUGAGACAUAUUUAUCAUAACCUGUACAGUAUGUUAUUGUGGAAUUGGCCUGACAAAGUAUGGUUCAAAAUUCAAAAGGGACACGUACCGCUGUUUCAUGCCAUGAUUUAAAAUGAGUACUGUCAGAGUAAAAAGUUAGGUACCUCACUUUCAACGCUUCACCCAAUUUUGAUAUGCAAAUUUUAUCAAUUUGAGUGAAUUUACUAAAUUAGUAUAGCAGACCAUAUUCAAGAAAACACAACUUUUCACACAAAUUUGAGAAUUAAAGACUUACUAUUUACUUAAAUGCAACAAUUCUUAAGUAUGCCUUGAUUCAUUUUUAUUAAAUAAUAUUGUUUAAUGGGAAAAUAAUUCUUUGCUGUUUAAUUCUCAUUUUUUUACCAUAAUGCAAAUGUUUUUACAGCAUAUUACGAAUUAAAAUGAGGUUAUGCCUUAAAUGUGCAGCCACUUCUUUUACGCUUGCUCAGCAAAAAGGAUACCUAGAGGAAUAAAAACAACCACUUUGUUUUUUUUCGAAAUCGUGUCUAAAAUUUCUACAAUUUUGAAUGAAAUUUUGAAACUGUCAUUCUUGACUUGUGACUAUGCAAGAGUCGUAACAUUUUAAAUUAUUCUGUCAAGUUAAAAGUAAAGCAAAAACUAUACGUCUUUCAACAUUAAACUGAAAAAAUACUUACUUGUUUUGUUCUUGACAACAGCUUUGUUGUUGAAGCACGUGUAGUUAAUUAAAAUGUUAUUGUGGUUUAUUGGUGUUUUUAUUAUACUUUUUGCAAGUUCAUCAACAAGAAUUCAAAUGUUUUCUAUUUCUACUGGUAAAACACAUCUCGCAUCAAAAUUGCAAUACAAUUCAAUCAAUUAUACAGACACGCCGUAUAUUUUAUUCUUUGAAUAUUAAUGUAGAUUAAUUUAUUUGAAAAUCCGACAUUUAAAAGAAAAACAAAGUGGUGAAUUUAGAGUUGUGGAACAAACACGGUAUUUGAUAAAGAAUGAAAAAUGAAAAAAAUUGGUCAAUUGUAGGUAUAGUGAACGUCAUCUUCUGUGUCUCCCAGGAAAAAUGCACCAUAGGGAAACAACAUUAAUGUAUUUUUUUGCGAAGGAUCAAGUGACCCUUUGGUAUGUAUUUCAAGUUAGCCUUCAACAUAUGUUAUUGCACUUGUUUAAUGCUAGAAAGAGAAUGAAGUAGUACGUUAAACGCUAAUUUCAGAGGCCUCGUGGAUCGUUUCCAAAAAAUAUAUUAACGUUUCCCUAUGGUGCAUUUUACCUGCGACACACUGUGCAUAGGUACAUACAUUUGAGAGACCUAAUUUCUGGUUGCAAAUAAGUCAGUUUUUACAGUUUUAUAAGGAAACCUGCAUAAUGAGGUGACUAAACAUUUUUAGUCUGAUUGUAGUUACCCAUUUUUAUUUACUCCAAUAGGAACAUAACCCUGUCAUACUUACAAAUUGAUGUGAAGUUAAUUCCACUAAUAACGAUUACACCACCAUUGGCAAUGCAUAAUCUUAAAGGUGUCAUUUCUUAUUUAAUAUUUGACAAUUCUAAUUACCCUCCGUAUGCCAAUCUAGUCUGUCGCAUCAUGUUUUUUUUAUACGGGGAAAGGUGUGUGUUUAUUGUCGUUAAUAAUACACAUCAAACUUUUUAUGUAGUUGUAACUGUUAGGCAAUUAGUGUGACAAAUUCAUUUGCUCUGUAUUUUAUUUGUAAAUGGAUAUUUUAAUUAAAUUUGUUAAUAAAGUUGAUACUUGAGAUGCAAUAAUUGCAUUGUAAUGUUAUAAUAAUCGGUUAAAAGUUAACGGUACGCGCCGUCUCAAAUUUCGUUAUGGUUUAUACCUAGUCACGUUUGGGAAAAAUGUAUUACUUUUUCUAAAUUUGGGUAGAUAUUUUUUCUUAGCGUGACUGCUGAGUAGGUAAUUUUAUGUUGAUUUUAUAGUGUUUAAUGUGGG